Messenger RNA from Pocillopora verrucosa, 939 nucleotides. Lineage: Eukaryota; Metazoa; Cnidaria; Anthozoa; Scleractinia; Pocilloporidae. The record is from RefSeq and is a predicted model, not a curated record.
AUGGCGACAACAAAUAUAACAGGAACUGGAACACAAUCGAAAACAUUUGAAAGAUUGCUAUGCCCACCGGUUUGGAUAGGUGAGUUUAAAAAACAGUCCAUUUCGUUCUCAGCAGUCAACAUUCUAUUCUCCAUCACAGCAACACUUGGGAAUUCUCUCAUCCUUGUUGCCCUUCACAAGGAAUCUUCCCUCAAUCCGCCAUCCAAACUCUUGUAUCGUUGUCUGGCAACAACUGAUCUGUUGGUUGGUCUUGUUACCCAGCCUCUCUGUGCUACCUAUUGGAUGUCUUUGGUUCACGAACAUUGGAGUCUUUGUAGAUACGUAAGGAACGCAAUCUACAUAUCAGGUUAUGCAUUAUGUGGGGUGUCUUUGUCAACGUUGACGGCCAUAAGCGUGGACCGACUUCUCGCCCUGUUGUUGGGACUGAGAUACAAAGAUAUUGUAACUUUCAGGCGCACGUACAUCAUUUUAGCUAUCUUUUGGAUUGUAUGUCUAGCCGCUGGUUUAUUCUCUCUUCUAAAUUACCGUAUAACCUUUUGGUGCAGCUUCAUAGUUACAUCAUCUUGCCUAGUUAUCUCAAUCGCCUCGUACACAAAAAUUUUCCGCGCUCUCAGUCAUCAUCAAGCUCAAGUACAAGAUCAUGCUCAACAACAGGCGAGCCAAUCAAUUACUCUGAACAUGGCGCGGUACAGAAAGGCAGUGUACAAUGCACUUUGGGUGCAGCUAGCUUUAGUUGUCUGUUAUGUACCAUAUGUUACACUGAAAAUUGUGAUCUCUCUUAGUAGAGAGCGAUUUCCGAAUUUUAUAAUAAUCACCGAAAUGGCAACUGUCCUAGUGUUAUUUAACUCUACUUUAAACCCGUUACUUUACUGCUGGAAGAUAAGUGAAGUGAGACGAGCAGUAAAGCAGACAAUCAGACAAGUAAUCUGCUAUGCAUAG